ACCAACUAAAGUAACAAAACCCAUGACUCCAAGGAAACACAAAUUCUAUACAUCAUACCCAUCUCAAGACCAGAUCCCCUCUCAUUCCACACACACCCACAUCCAAAAAAGAUGUUCUUCUCUUACAUAAGAGAAGGCUGACAGAAGUAAGAGGAGGAGAAGAACAAGAAGCGCUCAAUUAGAAGAAGAAAGAGAGCCAGGAGAUAAAGAGGAAAUCUCCAAAUUUUGAGAGUGUUCUUUGCGUGUGCAAAUGGAGCUUUUCCCAGCACAGCCAGACCUAUCACUCCAAAUUAGCCCACCAAAUAGCAAUCCCACACCAAGUUGGAGGAAGGCGAAUGAGAACCUGGACUUAGGGUUUUGGCGAAGAGCCAUGGACUCCAACACCACCACCACCACCAACCCCUUCACCACCACCAGCAAUCUCCACAGCAUCACCAACCGAUCUAUCGCUGAGCCCGAUAACACUGCCUUCGAGCUCUCCUUAGCCCACCCAAGUGCCAUAGACUCCACCACCAUGAGUAACAGUACUCUCCUCCACCAUCCCCACCACCACCACCACCACCUGCACCUCCACCACCACCACCACCACCCCUUAGUUCAUGAAGGCUACCACCAAGACCUUGGCUUGAUGAGGCCUAUAAGGGGAAUUCCGGUGUACCAACAUCAACCUAAUCCCUUUCCUUUAGUCCCACAGCUCCAGCAGCAAAGCUUGUGUGAUUCCUCCACUGCUACUAAUUUCUUUCCCUUUGCGUCGCGGUCGAGGUUCCUGUCGUCGAGGUUCCCGGUGAAGCGGAGCAUGAGAGCGCCAAGGAUGCGGUGGACAACCACACUCCAUGCUCGCUUCGUCCACGCCGUCGAGCUGUUGGGAGGACAUGAGAGAGCCACACCAAAAUCAGUUCUUGAGCUCAUGGAUGUUAAAGAUCUUACCUUGGCUCAUGUGAAAUCGCACUUGCAGAUGUAUCGGACCGUGAAGAAUACUGAUAAACCAGCAGUUUCUUCAGGCCAAUCUGAUGGGUUUGAGAAUGGAUCAACUGGAGAAAUUUCUGAUGACAAUUUGCUUGAUCUCCACAAGCACCGUGGAGCAGAACCGUCAGCUCAGCAUGGAAGGUCAGCUAUGCACCAUGGAAACAAUUACGGUGGUCUAUGGAGCAAUUCUUCAAGCAGGGGAGGCUGGUAUAAUGGCAUAGCUAGUGAUUCAACCACAGGGAGCAUGCAUUCCUUCAAGAAGGACAUGCAAUCCAAAAGCAUUGAAAUUUUAUCAGAUGUCAACUCUUCAUGUCUAUCGGAGACAUCGAGCCCAAAGAAGCCCAGUCUUGAGUUCACGUUGGGAAGAUCGCACUGAUUUAAAGUGCUCCCUCAAACCAUGAUUCUAUCAGCUGCUACAAGUAUCCUAUGCCAAUAUAAGGAUCACAAAAAAGGGGAGGGGGAGGGGGAGGGGGGAGGGGGGAGAGAGAGAGAGAAGAGACCAUUGAGGCAAAAGGAAAGCAAAAGGAAAGAGAAGGAAGCCAUUGAGGUAUGUGCAUGUGUGUGAAAGCAUAUCUUUGAUGCCAAAGCUGAGAAAGCCUAGCUAAGCCUGUGCUCUACAAAAAAUAUGAAGUUCAAUUGGUUCAGAAUUCUAGAGAAAGAGAGAAGGUUUUCACUUUUUACUGUCAUAAAGCACAAAAAAGCAGGAUUUAUUCAUUCU
Elaeis guineensis (African oil palm) is the source of this 1684-nucleotide messenger RNA. Its product is annotated as probable transcription factor KAN2. Gene Ontology annotation, biological process: regulation of DNA-templated transcription; abaxial cell fate specification. Gene Ontology annotation, cellular component: nucleus. Gene Ontology annotation, molecular function: transcription cis-regulatory region binding. The record is from RefSeq and is a predicted model, not a curated record. Lineage: Eukaryota; Viridiplantae; Streptophyta; Magnoliopsida; Arecales; Arecaceae.